GCCCGCGGGGCUCCGGGCCGGGCCGCCCGCCCUCGCCGCCGCCGCGUCCCCGGAGCCCGCGGAGGCCGAGGAGCGCUCGCUGCAGCACAUGCUGCGGGCCAUAGCGGAGGAGCGCGCGCGCCUGCACCUGCGCCGCGACGUCUGCGGCCUCGGCUGCUUCAAGGAUGACCGCAUCGUCUUCUGGACCUGGAUGUUCUCCACCUACUUCAUGGAGAAGUGGGCGCCGCGGCAGGACGACAUGCUCUUCUACGUGCGCCGCCGGCCGGGCUACGCGGGCAGCGAGGGCGCCAGCGAGGGCGGGAAGCCCGAGGAGCCCGAGGUGGAGGUGGAGGUGUACCGGCGCGACUCCAAGAAGCUGCCCGGCCUGGGGGAGCCCGACAUCGACUGGGAGGAGAGCGUGUGCCUGAACCUCAUCCUGCAGAAGCUGGACUACAUGGUGACCUGUGCGGUGUGCACGCGCGCCGAGGGCGGCGACAUCCACAUCCAUAAGAAGAAAUCCCAGCAAGUGUUCGCGUCCCCCAGCAAGCACCCGAUGGACAGCAAGGGCGAGGAGUCCAAGAUCAGCUACCCCAACAUCUUCUUCAUGAUUGACAGCUUCGAGGAGGUGUUCAGCGACAUGACGGUGGGGGAGGGAGAGAUGGUGUGCGUGGAGCUGGUGGCCAGCGACAAGAGCAGCACAUUCCGCGGCGUCAUCUUCCAGGGCUCCAUCCGCUACGAGGCUCUCAAGAAGGUGUACGACAACCGCGUGAGCGUGGCUGCCCGCAUGGCGCAGAAGAUGUCCUUCGGCUUCUACAAGUACAACAACAUGGAGUUCGUGCGCAUGAAGGGGCCGCAGGGCAAGGGCCACGCCGAGAUGGCCGUCAGCCGCGUGUCCACGGGAGACACGUCCCCCUGUGGCACCGAGGAGGACUCGAGCCCCGCCUCGCCCAUGCACGAGCCGGUGACCUCCUUCAGCACGCCGCCCACUCCCGAGCGCAGCGGCCGGCCCACGUUCUUCUCGCCGUCGCUCAAGAGGAAGGUGCCGCGGAACCGCAUCGCCGAGAUGAAGAAGUCACACUCGGCCAACGACAGCGAGGAGUUCCUGCGCGAGGGCGACGGCGGAGCUGACCUCCACAAUGCCACCAACCUGCGCUCCCGCUCCCUGUCGGGCACGGGGCGCUCCCUGGUGGGCUCGUGGCUGAAGCUGAGCCGGGCCGAGGGCAACUUCCUCCUCUAUGCGCACCUCACCUACGUCACGCUGCCGCUGCCCCGGAUCCUGACAGACAUCCUGGAGGUCCGGCAGAAGCCCAUCCUGAUGACCUAGCCCAGCCCGCCGGCCCCGGGCGCCCUGCCAAGUGCCUACCUGUCCACCGCCACCGGGCUCUUGUGACAACCCGGCGCCGGCGCCGGGGCCAGGCAGGGCCCCCCGACCCCCGGGGCCAGGGCCCCCGCCACGAACACCAGCCCAAACUAAAGUGCCUCGUUCUCCUGCUGGCUCUGCUCCCACGCCUGCCGCCGCCCCCAGGACCCGUCGUCCCCCCAGAAGGACCAGCCCGACCGGUAGCCACGAGGGGGGAAGGGGGACGGGGUCUGGCCCCGCAGGGCGCCCUGGGGCGAGGGUUCUGGCCCGGCUGCCCCCGUGUGCCCGGCACCACCAUGACGCCUGUCCCCGCACGGACGGACGGAUGGACGGGCCGCCCAGGGAUCUGCCUUCGCUUCCAGCCAAAGAGCCCCCCCCCGCCCCCUUCCAGCUGGGGCGCCGGGCCCCUGCUUGUGACCGCGUCCUGGACUCGGGCAGGACAGUGGGCGCCGGGCGGCAGGCCAGCCGCGGGCGCACUUCUCAGCCUAGUGGGCAGGCAGACAGGACCCGGGGGUGCGGCCGGCAGGUGGGCGCCCAUCCUGGCGGCCAAGGCACCCGCAGCACCAGGCGUCCCCACGGCCCCAGCACCGUGAUGGGACAUGGAGGCUUCCCUGGGGGCGGAGGGGGGCAGGGGGAGGAGGAGGGGCUUGUCGGCUUCAUUCCACGCUCCAAACUGUGGCGCUGGGCUCCGGGAACAGGGCCCCUUUGGGGCUCCCCCUAGAUUUUGUACGCUGUUAUUAAAGUGAGCGAUUGCGUUUC
This is a messenger RNA of Sorex araneus (European shrew), 2098 nucleotides long. RefSeq names its product KIAA0930 ortholog. The coding region runs from base 89 to 1303 and encodes 404 amino acids. The record is from RefSeq and is a predicted model, not a curated record. The transcript is spliced from 10 exons. Lineage: Eukaryota; Metazoa; Chordata; Mammalia; Eulipotyphla; Soricidae.